CCAGUGCGGGGACCUGGUCUUCGCCAAGAUGAAGGGCUACCCGCACUGGCCCGCCCGGAUUGACGAGAUGCCGGAGUCGGCCGUCAAAUCGGCUUCCAACAAAUACCAAGUCUUCUUCUUUGGGACUCAUGAAACGGCAUUCCUGGGACCCAAAGACCUCUUCCCGUACGAGGAGUGCAAGGCCAAGUUUGGCAAGGCCAACAAGCGGAAAGGCUUCAGCGAAGGCCUCUGGGAGAUUGAGAACAACCCCACCGUCAAGGCCUCGGGAUACCAGCCCACCCAGAAGAAGGCCUCUGCCACGGAAGAUGCCAAGGGCGAGCGGGAGAGUGGCAAGAAAGGCAGCCCCGAGGGUAGCAGCGACGAGGAGGGCAACCUGGUGAUCGAUGAGCAGUCCAAGGAGAAGAACGAGAAGGCAGCCGGGAAUAAAAGGAAAGCAGAAGGCACCCUGGAGGACUCCUCCCCCAAGCGCCUCAAGGAAGCCGAGGGCCAGGAGGAUGCUGGCGAGGAGAAGGCCAGUGGGGAAGAUGCCCCCAAGGAGGCGGGCGAGAAGCAAAAGCCCAGCCUCCCGGAAGGAGAACCGGAGAAGAAUAGCAGCGGGAGCGGCAACCCCUCCGAGAAGCCCAAAGCCGAGGAUGAGGGGAAGGACAAAACCACCACUGAGGAAGAGGAGGAAGAGGACGAAGAGGAUGAGGAGGAAGAGGAAGAAAGCAGAGAUCACAAGGAGAGCCUGUAACUGGCCAGUCCGGCCUGUUUCGUUGGACCUGAUCCGGACCUGCUGGUUUCCCUGGGUGCUAAGAGCCGGAUUUUUUUGCCGCCCUUGGCUUGCCGUCUCUGCCACUUCGGAGGGAAGGGGAAGACCCGCGGUCGAGGCACCAACGUUUCUACAGAAGCAAACGGAAAUUUGUCCCACCUGCCCAGCCAGCCAACCUGCGUCUCCCCCUCCCCGGCUGGCCCUUCGGCCGGUCCUGCGCUUUGAGUUAGUUCCUUUCCAAGGUUGGGAGUGCUCAGCAGCCACUUUGAAAUAAAAGCAGUUGAAUGCCUUUUUCAAAAAAAUUCCAAAAA
Messenger RNA from Anolis sagrei ordinatus, 1062 nucleotides. The record is from RefSeq and is a predicted model, not a curated record. NCBI's taxonomy places the organism in Eukaryota, Metazoa, Chordata, Lepidosauria, Squamata, Anolidae.